AUGACUUCAAGUACUUUGUUAUUUUCACUUAUAACUCCAAAAACGCAAAGUAUCUAUUCUUCUAUUAGUGAAAAUGAAAGUCCUGAAAUUAAUGAAAGUUCUGAAGUAAUUACUGUUAAUAAAAAUUUCAAAAUAAUCACUACAGAUGAAAAUCUUGAAAUAAUUAAUGAAAAUUCUGAAAUAACCACUGUUAAUAAAAAAUGGAAAAGAAACAAGUCACAAUCAUGGAUUUUUAAAGAAGGUCCCUUUAUUCAACAUGAUCCUCAAAAUGGAACUAGUGCCUUAAUUCGUCACAUAAAAAAUACAAAAUGUAAAAAAUAUUUGAAAGUUGAUGAAUCACAACAAAUAUUACAAUUAUCCACAUUAGGCCUUGUUACUUAUAAGUUUUUCCAGAAAAGAAGUUGUCAAGAUUUAUCAAAAAUGAUUAUUAUACAUACAUAUCCAUUUCGUAUGGCUGAACAUGAGGGAUUCCUAACAUUUGUUAAUAAUUUACAGCCACAGAUUAAAGUGAUGAGUGCGAAGACGACAUGUGAAGAUUGUAAAGAUAUUAUAAAAGAUCUUAAGGUAAAAGUCCAUAUGAUGAUACAAGAGACUCCUGGAAAUCUAAACUAUAUGACUGAUUUGUGGACAUCAAAUUAG
Molecule: messenger RNA, 639 nt
Organism: Diversispora eburnea
Lineage: Eukaryota; Fungi; Glomeromycota; Glomeromycetes; Diversisporales; Diversisporaceae
Source: the annotation of a GenBank genome assembly